UUAUCAGUCGACACAACGCUAUUGUUCUCACGCGACUUUCUCGGCACAGAAAAAUCGCAUUAUCUCAAUAAAUUUCAAUGAAAUAAUAAAAAAAGAAAUUCAUAACGUGUUAUUUUCGUUGAAUUUGUUUUGAUAAACAACGUUAGUUUACAUUUUAAUGGCACCGACGUGUGUGCGUCACUUUAGUUUGUGAUGGAAACCUAUUUUUGAAACAAGUGUGAUAUAGAUAAGUUUGUGAUAAUUGAUGUGGCUAUCAUUUAUGGGUUUUUAGCCAUUUAAUGUUCAGUUGGAGUAAAUAAUUCGACGAGAAUAGCUGGAAUAACAUUUCGGAUUGAAUUUAAUUCACAGCAGAACCAUUGGUGACCAGUUGGUAUUUGGAUUUUCCAUAUAGAAACUUUUGGUUUCUAAUCGAUAGCGAUUGACGAAAAACACACAGUGCAAAAAAAGUGCUACACAUUGAACGAACGUAAACAAAAACUUAUAUUAAGUCAAUACGCCCACUGGCUAAAAAUGCAUUUUCAAUGGAUCGUGAUUCAUUUAAUAUGCAUUGCAAGCAUGGCAAGUGCAUUGAACGGCCCACAAAUAACCGAUGUAUUUGAUUAUCAACCACAACAAAUACACAUUGCAUUCGGUGAAAAUGUGAACGAAAUCGUUGUCACGUGGUCAACAAUGAGCGAUGUUGGAGAGAAUGGUGCGAUUGUUGAGUAUGGAAUCAAUGGAUUUGCACUAAAGGCAUACGGUAGCACAGAAAAAUUUGUUGAUGGCGGACCGGCACAGCACACGCAAUUUAUACAUCGGGUCUCGUUAAAAGAUUUAACGCCGGAAAUGCGUUAUGUUUAUCACUGUGGCAGCGACCUGGGCUGGUCGGCGGAAUUCUCAUUCCGAGUUCCUAGAACAGAUAGCGAUUGGUCACCACAUAUUGCCCUCUUUGGUGACAUGGGCAAUGAGAAUGCACAAAGUUUGCCACGACUUCAAGAUGAAGCAGUAAGUGAGAUGUACGAUGCCGUCAUUCAUGUUGGCGACUUUGCAUAUGAUAUGCACUCGGACAAUUCACUGGUUGGCGAUCAGUUUAUGCGACAAAUAGAGCCCAUUGCCGCUUAUUUACCGUAUAUGGUUGUACCGGGAAACCACGAAGAACGAUAUAAUUUUUCAAAUUAUAGAGCACGAUUCUCAAUGCCACAUAGCACGGAGAAUAUAAUGUACAGCUUCAAUCUUGGACCCGUACAUUUUAUCGGAUUCUCGACGGAAGUUUAUUAUUUCAUGAACUACGGCAUUAAGACGUUAAUCAAUCAGUAUGAAUGGCUUGAGCAGGAUCUCAUCGAAGCCAAUAAACCAGAAAAUCGAAAGCUGAGGCCAUGGAUCAUCACCUACGGUCAUCGCCCGAUGUACUGUAGCAACGACAACGGAGACGAUUGCACACAUUUGGAAACAUUGGUACGAGUUGGCAUACCGUUUACACACUUUUUCGGAUUGGAGUCAUUAUUUUAUAAGUAUGGUGUUGAUGUUGAGAUUUGGGCUCAUGAACAUUCAUAUGAACGUCUUUGGCCAAUUUAUAAUUAUCAAGUUUUGAAUGGAUCAUAUGAAGAACCAUAUACAAAUCCAAAGGCACCAGUACAUUUGGUGACAGGUUCGGCAGGUUGCAAGGAAGGCCGCGAACCAUUUGAUAAAGUAAUUCCAAAUUGGAGCGCCUUUCAUAGCCAAGAUUACGGCUACACACGAAUGAAGGCAUACAAUCGGACGCAUUUGUAUUUUGAGCAAGUAUCAGAUGAUAAAGAGGGUGCCAUAAUCGAUAGUUUCUACAUAAUAAAAGAUAGUCACGGUCCCUAUCAGAGCAUGAACGAAGUCUAAAUCGAAUUUUAAUUUAACACACCAUUACCAAAGAGAGGCAAAUUGUAUUAGGCAUACCUUAACUUUGAUAGUUUUAUUAACCAGUACAUGUGCAUCACUAAAAACAAAAGCUAUUUAGUUUAAAAGAAAACACGACCAUUUUGUAUUAAAUGUAAAUGUCUAAGAUUUUUUUUUGUUAAAAUUUAUUUGUAAUUCAAUAACGAGAAUAAUUUACAAUAAUUUUUUUCUUCUUUUUAUAUAAUAAACUGAAUUUUAGAAUGAGCUGUGGGUAAAAAGUGAUGUGCGACACGGAAGCAAGCCAUACGAUUAAAUUUUGUAUUUUUUUAUAAGCUCAAAGAAGUCCUGCUUUAUCAUUCCAAUUUUUUAUUUUUUAUUUCAUAUUUUUGUUCAUUGGCUCCUUGGUCCCGGUCGCUCAUCACUUCUCCACCCCUGACUUGCUCUGAAGUAUUAAAAACGUAAAAAGACAGAAAGAAUAAAAAAAAACUUUUCUAAAUAUAAUAAAUCUGUAAAAAUUUG
Molecule: messenger RNA, 2364 nt
Organism: Contarinia nasturtii (swede midge)
Lineage: Eukaryota; Metazoa; Arthropoda; Insecta; Diptera; Cecidomyiidae
Product: acid phosphatase type 7-like
Exons: 8
Coding region: 511-1848 (445 amino acids)
Molecular function (GO): metal ion binding; acid phosphatase activity
Source: RefSeq, a predicted model, not a curated record